Brassica napus (rape) is the source of this 2365-nucleotide messenger RNA. Its product is annotated as WD repeat-containing protein WDS homolog. Gene Ontology annotation, molecular function: protein binding. The record is from RefSeq and is a predicted model, not a curated record. The coding region runs from base 622 to 2181 and encodes 519 amino acids. The transcript is spliced from 5 exons. Lineage: Eukaryota; Viridiplantae; Streptophyta; Magnoliopsida; Brassicales; Brassicaceae.
AUAUGGUUUUCCACCUCUCUUGCCCCAAAAAAAAAAAAAAAGAUCACAUCAUCCCCGAAAAUAAUCUAAAAUCAAAGAAACCAAAGAAGAAAAUGAUUCGGAUUCUUCUUCUUCUUCUUCAAUAUCUUCUUGGUUGAGCUUGUGUUGGUAUCUCUCUCCUCUUUGCACCAUUUCCCGACGUAUUUGAAUCUCUCAGAGCCAUUUCCCCUUCUUCUCGAAUCGUGCUUAUAGAAGCUCUACGCGGCGUUUCCGCGAUUCGAACAGCGUAACCGAUUUCAUUUUCGAAUUCGCGCGAAUGGGCUUUUACUUUUAGAGUCACUGCCGAGCGAUUUCUCCUGUUAGAUUAUUGAUUUUAGAAAUUCAAAUUCACAUUAAGAAUCGGAGAUCGUGUUUUAUUAGUUUUGAUUUUUUUUUUUUUUGGGAGAGUGAUUUCAUUUACUUUUGUGGGGUUGUUUUUCUAAUUUCAGCGGGAAGUUUUUGUACUUGAUUUUUGUGGACCUUCUCAACUAACUCUGUGAAUGUGGAAGAUAGUUUGAUAAAUAGCAUCUUCUAGAGAAUCUUUUAAAGUCAUCAUCACCUUUGAGCUUAUUAUUAUUACUACUACAAGUAAAGUGGUCCUUGAUGGAGAAUAAUGAGGUUUUAGGGUCAAAAGGUUUGCUCAAGAAACACGAAUUCGUCAGGAUUCUCAUCCAGUGCCUGUACUCCUUGGGUUACAAGAACUCCGCUUCUUGUCUUGAACAAGAGUCCAACAUCUCCUGUAAAUCCUCUGACUUCGAGUUUCUUGAAAAGCAAGUUUUGACCGGGGACUGGGAUAGUUCCCUGGCCGUCCUCGACAGGGUUUUCGAUGAUUCGAGGGACGACAGCAGGAGGAACACUGCUUUGUAUCUGGUGCUGAAGCAGUGUUUGUCUGAGUAUUUGAGACGAGGGGAGACUUCUUUGGCACUGAGUGUGCUGCAGAAGCAAGCUCAGGUGUUCCGUGUGGGGAGAGAGAAGAUUCACAUGCUUGCUUUUGAUGUUAUUACUUCGAAGGAGAUGGAACCUGGUGAAGUGGACAGCUGUUUGGUUCAAGAUUUGAGGAGGAGGUUGCUGGCUGAGCUGGAGAAGCUGAUUCCUACGCCUGUUGUUAUUCCUGGGAGAAGGCUGGAGCAUUUGGUUGAGUCUGCUGUGAUGAACCAGAUUGAUACGUGUAUGUAUCAUAACUCAUGGGAUGCAGUGUCACUCUACGAGGAUCACCGUUGCGGAAGAGACCAAAUCCCUUCAGAAACUGUUCAGGUUUUGGUGGCUCACAAAAAUGAAGUGUGGUUUGUGCAAUUUUCUGAUAGUGGCAAGUAUCUGGCCACUGCAUCAAGCGAUUGUACAGCUAUCAUAUGGAAGGUACUGGAUGACAACGAAGUGGAGCUGAUGCACACGCUUCAGAGCCACCAAAAUCCAGUUUCUUUUGUCUCGUGGAGCCCCGACGAUACAAAACUGCUUACGUGCGGAAACGCCGAGGUUCUCAAGCUAUGGGAUGUUGAGUCAGGUGAGUUGAGACACACAUUUGGAAACAACGACAGCGUAUUCACGGUCAGCUCUUGCGCAUGGUUCCCUGACUCAACUCGGCUUGUCUGCGGCAGUUCUGACCCAGAGAGAGGGAUUGUAAUGUGGGAUACUGAUGGGAACGAGAUCAAAGCCUGGAGAGGAACUAGAAUUCCAAAGGUGGUGGAUUUGGCUGUGACGCCGGAUGGGGAGAGUAUGAUCACAGUGUUUUCGGAUAAAGAGAUCAGGAUCUUGAAUUUGGAGUCAUUAGUGGAACGUGUUGUCACUGAGGAACAGGCGAUUACUUCCCUUUCGGUUUCAGGUGAUGGUAAGUUCUUUAUAGUCAACUUGAGCAGCCAAGAGAUACAUCUUUGGGAUCUUGCUGGAGAGUGGAAACAACCAUUGAAGUUUACGGGUCACAGACAGAGCAAGUACGUGAUACGGUCAUGUUUUGGUGGGUUGGACAGUUCGUUCAUCGCCAGUGGAAGUGAGGACUCACAGGUUUACAUAUGGAAUGUGAAGAACAAGAAACCGCUUGAAGUGUUAUCAGGUCAUUCCAUGACUGUUAACUGUGUGAGCUGGAACCCGAGAAAUCCUCUGAUGCUGGCCUCUGCGAGUGAUGACCAAACCAUCCGUAUUUGGGGACCUGGUAAACCGGUUAGAUAGCCAGAAACAGUAGUAGGUUUAAAGUCGAGACAUACAGUGGUUCCAUAUUUGUGUGUAUAGUUACUUUCUGUUUUGUUUCCUUAUUCGCUUUGCAAAAACAUUCUUUGCUUUAUGAGUUUUGGUACGCUGUGGUUUUGAAUUACCGGAUUUUGAGACGUGAAAGAAAAAUUCCAUUAUUAACAAA